AUUCAAGCUGCCACUUCAUCAUCCUGUUUCACACACUCCCUUCCACUUUCUACGCGGUCGACUACAGUUGACGCGUCGAUGAGCGCAGUCAAUCCUUUUUCCAUCUCAGUCUUAGGAUUGACGCAAAGAUGACGGACAAACUCCCUCCCCAAUUGCUCGCCCUUUUCCAACCGCGACCACCCCUACGAUAUAUCCCUCCACAAGACAACGGCCCUGAAGAGCGGGCAACAAAGGUCUCAGAACUGUCAGGCUUGGCCGCAUUUCUACCACAGUUGGAAGAAUACAAAGCAACAGAUGAAUACCAUCCUUCCGAAUCGUGGUUGCAAGCACGCGAUCGUAAGCGACUUGAACAGAAACAGCGACAGCUUGAUUUCCAGAAAGCGGAUUUCCCUGAGUACAAGCCCAGUGAAGAUCCCAAGAUCAAAGGCGACGCAGCCAAAACUCUUUUUGUUGGCCGUCUAAGCUACGAAGUCAAGGAAAGUGACUUGGAGCGUGAGUUUGGCAGAUUUGGCCCAAUCGAGAGAAUCCGAAUCGUCAAAGAUGAAACAAACCCCAAACCCAAGAAACCUCAUAGAGGUUACGCUUUUGUUGUCUAUGAGCGAGAAAAAGACAUGAGAGCUGCCUACAAAGAAACAGAAGGUCUUCGCAUCAAAGAUCGCCGAGUGGUAGUGGACGUCGAACGCGGUCGCAUGGUACCUGGAUGGCGACCUCGCAGAUUUGGUGGAGGACUUGGUGGUCGCGGAUACACUAGAAUUCCUCCCAAACCAAUGUUUGGCCAAGGGUUCCAAGGCGGUGGAAACUUCCGUGGCGGCUUUGGCGGUCGCGGAGGUGGCUUCCGAGGCGGUUUCCGAGGCGACAGAGGAGGCUUCGGUGGUGGACGUGGUGGCAUUGGCUAUCAAGGCGGUGGUGGUUUCGGUGGACGAGGUGGCUAUCAGAGUGGACCUCCGCCGCCCAAUGCUCCUAGUGGUCCCGGUGGCCGGAGUGGCGGCUACGGAGGCGGCGGUAGCUACGACGAUCGACGAAAUGGUUACGGAGGAGGUCGAGACCAACGUGGAGGAACAGGGAGCAAUCGGGACCCCUUGGGUGGACGAGACCGUGGCUAUGAGGAGCGCGAUCGCGACCGUGACCGUGACCGAGACCGAGACCGAGACCGAGACCGCGAUCGAGAUAGGGAUCGUGACCGAGGUGGAGAUCGAGACCGCGACCGCGACCGCGACAGAGAUCGAGAUCGCUACGGCGGUGGUGGCAGUCGAAGAAAUGAGGACUACGGUUCUCGCAAGCGACAAUACGACAACGAUGGGUACGACGACCCGAGGCAAAAGCGAAGGUAUUGAUCUCCCCAGAUUUCACAUUCUUGUAUUACUCCACAAAUAUCGUCAAGGUUUGCUGGGUGGGUAUUCUACGAACAAGUUGUAUUUUCACAUGGGUCAGGGGGGACGCCGGCAAAACCCGUCUUUACUGAACAACUGCCUUGGUAAGAGGCAUUAAUUCUUCAUUUGUGCAAAUAUGUGUCAACUUCAUCAGGCAAUUACAAGGGGGGAGCAGCUGAGGCUGCGGCGAUGCAUUUCCACAUCAGCAAUUUCCUCUCCGGUUCCAUUUCCACAUCAGCAAUGUCCUCUACGGUUCGACUUCUGUCUCAUGGCGGAUUGCCGGAAGACAAGUCGCACUCUUGUCGCGUAAGUCGUUGGUUUGUUUCCUAUCGAAGAAACCACCAGAAACAGCGACCAUGAUGAUAGUGUCAUCUAGUCCAAUGUCACGGACCAUGGCAUCCAGAAACAUCAAGUGAAAUGACACCUCAUCUGCCCCAGACAUCAAGGUGCAAGGUGAAGCUAUGAAUAGGCAUAGGUUUUAGGGAGUCCGUGAGUCAUUGGGAUAUUGUAUUGAUAAUCCAAGGCACUUUGGCUACCGCGAAGCCUUGAGGCUGAUCAGCCGCUUGGACAACAAUAGGUAGGACUUUCGACUUCUAUACUUAGGUAGAGAGUCACAUUGUACGCAAAGACCAGGUUUCAAGAUG
Exophiala mesophila is the source of this 2014-nucleotide messenger RNA. RefSeq lists its product as uncharacterized. The transcript has 2 exons. NCBI's taxonomy places the organism in Eukaryota, Fungi, Ascomycota, Eurotiomycetes, Chaetothyriales, Herpotrichiellaceae. Gene Ontology annotation, biological process: mRNA splicing, via spliceosome. Gene Ontology annotation, cellular component: U1 snRNP; U2-type prespliceosome; precatalytic spliceosome. Gene Ontology annotation, molecular function: U1 snRNA binding; mRNA binding. The record is from RefSeq and is a predicted model, not a curated record. The coding region runs from base 129 to 1334 and encodes 401 amino acids.